Molecule: messenger RNA, 2917 nt
Organism: Chlamydomonas reinhardtii
Lineage: Eukaryota; Viridiplantae; Chlorophyta; Chlorophyceae; Chlamydomonadales; Chlamydomonadaceae
Exons: 8
Coding region: 380-2395 (671 amino acids)
Biological process (GO): protein phosphorylation
Molecular function (GO): protein serine/threonine kinase activity
Source: RefSeq, a predicted model, not a curated record
CAGGAAAUCACACAGGGCUCAAAUAAAAUAAGGAACUAGUAGUAUCGACAACAGUUCAGCGCAGAAACUUAAGAGAAGAGGUGAAAGGCCAGGUGAAAGGCGGUCGAAAUACUCUUGCGGUGAGAGCUCAAGGUUAUUGACACACACAAUGAUAUUAAAAGCUGGGAGCCUAUGACUAUGAGUCUUUGAGCGUCAGUUGGCAUGCAUGCCCGGAAGUAGUUUUGCGGGCCCGCAGUCGCUCACCGUGUUAAGGAUGGCCGAGCUAGGACAGCUUGAGCGAGCGAAGCGAAGGCGGCUGCAGGAGGCGUAUGGGGACCUACGGCCGGCGCCCAGCGGCCCGGAUCGGCAGGCCAAGCUGAGAGACCUGCUAACGGGCGCCAUGGCAGACGCAGGCGUCAGCGCCGCCCUGGGCUCAGGGUCAGCCGCUGCCGCCGCCGCGGCCGGCAGCCCCGCCAGUUUGGAGGCUACCCAGGCCCUCGCAGCGGCUGCCGCCGCCAACCUUGCAGCAGUCAUCUCCAGCGAUAAGCGGAAGCCUGCAGCGACCGGGCGCCGAGCUGCCCUGACAGCUGCAGCGGCUACAGGAUCUGGAUCUGCAAGCCUGACCACCGCUAGUGGGUUAUGGGCAGCGCCUGGCGGCGCCGCUUCACCAUCGGCUGCAUGGGCCUCCCCCUUGGGUGCCUAUGGCACCGGCCAAGGCCCCAAGACAGCAGCAGGCGGAGCCGCUGUAGCAAACGGUGCCGCAGGCUCCUGUGCAAGUGGCGGAGUCCGCAGAGGUGGUGGCGGGGCCGGAGGCAACCCACAACGCGCGCCGCCGCCAGACGCCAUGGCUGGCGGCUUCAUACCCGACACGGACCCCAUCACCCGCCUCAGCCACUUGCCCACGGCCGUAGCAGUGCUGCAGCGGUCAGGCACGCCUGGCGGCAAUAGCAUGGGCGCCGGGAGAGGCGGCGCAGGCGCGGGCUUGAGGGUGGCGGCGGGGCUGGCAUCGCGUUUGGCGGCCGGCGGCGCCGCGGCGGGCGCGCGGCCGAGCGGCGGCGGGGGCACGUCGGCGGUGCUGGCAGCGGCGGCGGCAGCGGCGGCGGCAGCUCGGGCGGCUGCUGAGGAGGACGCAAUGCUGGCAGAGGCAGAGAUGCCCAGUGAUAUCGAGCUGGCGUUGGUGUCGCUCAGGACGGACUUCCGCGCGCACGCCGCCUGCGCGGGCCUGCCGCCGCUGGCGCUGCGCAGCCAGCUGGCGGCGGCGGGGCUGCGCGACCGCGGCUCCCUGGAGCAACAGCUGGACGAGCAGCGACAGGCGGGGCGCGUGCGGCUGUUCAGGCUCCCCACAGGCAAGGACGAGUUUGGCAUCUUGUUGACGUCCGACUACAAAGACAUCGUAUGGCGAGCAGCAGAUGAGGCAGCUGCCGCCGCCGCCGCCACCGCCGCUGCAGUGACGGCAGCGGCAGCAGCAACAGCAGCAGGGGCUGGUGCAGGCGCUGGGGCGUCAAACAGUAACAACGCUCACGGCGGUGCGGGGGUGAGCACACCUGCAAGUAGUGGCAGGGCAGCGGCAGCAGACAGGGGGCGGGCCUACCAAAGCCAGGGGCCAAACGGGGCCGACCCGGCAGCGCGGGUGCUGUCGUAUGGGGCUUACGGCAGCGCCGAAGACUACGAACACCCCAGCAACCACCAGGGGCACGCGUACGGCAACGGUGGCAGCGGAUCGGGCGCUGGGGGCUUUGCCAGCGGCGGCGCCGGGGGAGGAGGAGGAGGACGUGUGCCAGGCAGCGGCAGGGCCAGCAAGUGGCACGCGGCAGCAGAAGCGUUCCUGGAGCGGGUCGUGGACAGAUACUAUGAUUUUGAGCUGUCUUCAGAUCACUUGAUGCGACUGCUUCUGUCGGGGCCAGGGCCCGGCGCUGCCGCAGCCAGCGUGGCGUCAGCGCUUAGCCAGGCGGGAGCAGGCUCGGCCGCGGCGAGGCAGGCAGCAGCGGCAGCGGCUGAUGCGGCGGGGCCGUCCACGGCUGCGGAAAUGGAGGAUGUGGUGAGCCUGUUGCUGCACCUGGGUUGCCUGGGUCGGCACACGGACGGCGACGCCGACGCUUACGUGCUGGCAGUGCCGGGCGCGGGCAAGGUGGUCAAGUCAAUCGCUGAUGGCAGGCGUGAGCUGCUGAUGUGGUUGUCCAAGCGGCAACACCAGGAGGCACAGGAGAAGACGAUAUGCGAGACGCGGCUACAGCGCAGCUGCUUGCCGCCUCUGUACCAUAUUCGAGACUUGGUGGGUCGCGGCUCGGCACGCCGCAUCGAGGCCGCAGUCGGCCCCAUGAUCAAGCUUACGCCGCUCGGGGUGACCGCGGCCGCCGCCGCUUCGUCGACUGGGAAAAGGCCCUCACCUGGCGUCAGGCGGCGGCAGCACACUUAGCUGGUGCGCGUGCAUUCUGAAGUAGGUUGAAGGGCACAUGAUAAUAUAUGUGAGUAGUUGACAAUUAGCGACUGGCGUAGAGCGUCAGCUCAGCAUCCACACAAGCGGGGCCCAGGCAAGGCUGGUGUGGGCAGCUGGUACGGUACUCUCAAAUCGUAAAGACAUGUGUGCAUGGCGGGUCCCGGCUGUAUGGGGGACGGAUGCCCGCUAAUGUACCGUAUGCGGUGGUGCGUGCUAAGCUUCCCUGCACGCGCGGCACGGAUGAAGGGCACCUGGGGAGCAGCAGGGGGCAACAUUUGUGUUGUGUGUGAGCACGACGUGCAUUCCUGUCCCUGUAGAAACCGAGGCCCGGGCCGGGGGGGGGCUUAUAACGCCUGCGACACUUAUAUGUGCAGCUAGUUUGGUCCCCGAAUGGGAGUCCUUUUGCUCCUGUGCUCCCAGAUGGAAUCUAGUAACGCGGCUAACCUGGCUGGGUCCGUAUUCUGCAUAACGGCUGCAUCCCUCCUGUAAAUUGACCCGUAC